AUGAGUACCCAGUUGAUGAGCAAUGCCCACGAUACACAAAACAAGAAUUUUUCCGAUUUAAAAACAGAGUUAGAUAAAAUAUCAAAACAGUUAAAAAGUAAUAAAUCUAAUGCACCCAAAGUUGAUCAAAAUAUUAUGUCAUUUAUCAAUGAUAUGAAAAAGGAUAACGAUAGACUACAAAACGAGUUGAUUGAAGUCCAAUUGAAAUCAAUGUGUAACAAUCUUAUUUUCUAUAACAUUCUUGAAACUACAGAUGAAGACUGUCCUAAAACAAUCAACGCGUUUUGCCAUGAAAAACAUAAAAUCGAAAAUACUGUUAGAUUACAUAUUACAGAUGCAUACCGUUUGGGCAAAAAGGGUGAACAGACUAGACCUAUUCUUGUAAAAUUUGCUUCAUUUGAUAGUCGAGAUCUAGUGAAAAAAAGUGCUAAAAAUUUGAAAGAUUCGAAUUACGGAAUUUCGGAGCAGUUGCCAGUAGAGAUCCAAAAACGCAGGAAGGCUAAACUACCGACACUGAAGCGACUACGCGAUGAAAAUAUCAAAGCCUAUUUUGUGAGGGAUAAAAUUUACGUUGGAGGGAAAGAAUACGUUCCAUAG
Molecule: messenger RNA, 597 nt
Organism: Mytilus trossulus (common blue mussel)
Lineage: Eukaryota; Metazoa; Mollusca; Bivalvia; Mytilida; Mytilidae
Exons: 1
Coding region: 1-597 (198 amino acids)
Source: RefSeq, a predicted model, not a curated record